AUGUCCAUCCCAAGUGUAAAACCCGACAUUGGUAGCAAGGUGCUUCCAGGAGACAAAACGGGGCUCCCAUGGGAGAUCUGGAGGAUUAUCCUGUCGUAUCUGUCUGCCGAGGAGCUUUGUCGGUGUGCCUGUACUUGUAAGACUUGGAAUGAUUUGGUGAUAAGUCUGGAUAGCUCAAGGUGGAAGGAGCUAUACUUACAAUGUUCUGACUGGAAGCAUCCAUUCUGGCCAAUUAACACAGAUUCAGAGCCUGCUUCCUGGAAGUUAGCUUUCAAAGAACAGUACCUCUCUGUCAGAUUUUGGGGAAGGAACUUAAGGGAGCCAGACUCUGCCACCUGUCUGUAUGUCCUGAAACGUAGAAAGGAGAGAAAAGUUAUUCAAGUGGGCAGAGAUAUGCAGCAUACUUCACUGAAGAGUGCUCUAGCUGUGGCAAAUGAUUAUGACAGAAUUGAGAUCUACCCUGGUAUCUAUGAUGAACAAUUUGAGAUGUCCUCCAAGAUUCCGUUUGAGAUUAUUGGGGUUGGUGAGCUGGGUAGCAUUAUAUUGGUGGUGUGUGUAGAGCAGAUUGCACUGACAGGUAGAGUCAGUAACCUUGUGUUCAGAGCACCAUGGUUUACAAACUUUGUUCUCAAGGUGAGAGUUGGGUAUCUACAAGUUGACAACUGUAUAUUUGAGGAUGGGAUGGUGUAUGUCCAAAAUCCUGGUUCUUGUCACAUCAAAUUCUGUACAUUCCGUCAUGCAACAGUGAUUCUCCAGCAUCUGAAUUCCAGUAUCAUAGAAAACUGUGAAUUCUCAAAGACUGAUUCAGCUGCUAUAACAGUGGAGGGAUUUCCCCGUGAAGACAGAAACUGGACAUAUGGCUACAUGAUGGAGAAAAUUGCUGCUGUCAGCCACUUGAACAGGACACCACAGAAAGGCUACAAGAUGGCACCACCUUCAGCAUUCUCCACAUCUACUGCUGUUACACAAAAAUGGCUUCUGGAGAAAUCAAGUGAUUCAAAAACAGAGUCAUCUCAUGAUCCACAUCGUAGACAAAGCUACUGUAGUUCUUCAUUCAUGCAGAGUGAGUUUACAGACACUUCAUUACAAACAAGAAGUGCAAAUAAAGUGCAUGGAAGAACCACUGCAAAACAUUCAUUUAACAUUGAUCAGCUCCAGAGUCGCAAUUCAUGUUUUUCCUCCCAUACAGGGGAGUUAACUGGAAGUGCUAGAACUUGUGAAUUUCUUUCUCAAAGUGACUCUUCAAAUUAUGGAGGUAAAAACACUUUAACAGUUCAAGGGAGCAGUCAUGGUGGUAGCUUUACUGUCUCAGAAAUAAGCAACAGUUCCAUUAUAGGGGGAGGUAGUAUAAGGGUAGACAUUGAUGAUCAUGACAAAUCUUCACUGUGUUCAGGUAUGAUAAUGGAGGAAGAGAAGCCCACAGUUCAGUUUCAGGGUGAACAAGAUAGUGUAGAAGCUAAAGAACAGAGUAAAACAGAGACAGAAAGUGGAGCAGAAAAUAUAGAAAGUGUGGGGGAUAACAGCAGAGAUCCCCAGGAACCUAUUGAUCCACCAGAUGAAAUAAGGUCAAGGUCACCAAGUCAGAGGAGUAGAGUCAGCUCUGGGUCAAGGUCACAUAGUCCUGUGUCCACAGCUAGCGGGAGUGACAUUUUUGAUGACAGUAAUGACAGUAUAGGGAGUUACAAUUCAGGAUCUGUUAACUCUAGAGGGUCCAGCAGUAGCAGUGAGGAGGAGGAGGGAGGGUUACUCCUCUCUGACACAGACUCAGACUUCAGCGAUGAGGAGGAAUCGGUCAUCAUGCUGACCUGUCCCCAGCACCAGCAGCCUCGAUCAGUCUCCGCGGCCAGUAUUGGAGCUGACGUGGUCUCCAUCUGUAGUCAAAACCAAUCAGAAAAUAUCCGGAUAAUUGCUGAUACAGCAGUUAACAAAGUGACAGAAGAGGUGCGGGGAUGUUUGAUCCACAGAUGUCGGAUGAGCCUUUGUAAAGGUGGGGUGAUGGUCAGUCUCCAGGCUCAUGCUAUCAUCUCCCACUGUGACAUCAAUGGUGUGGGGUAUGGAAUCAGGUGUAUACAGAAUGCAAGGGUCAUCAUCUUGAAGAAUGAGAUCCAUCACUGUAGGACCUCAGGGGUGUUUAUGAGGCUAGCAGCCUCGGGGUUAGUGGCUGGAAAUGACAUCCACUCUAACUGUGAGGCUGGUAUUGACAUCAGAAAAAAUGCUGAUCCUCUAGUCAUGAGCAACAGAAUUCACCAUGGGAAGCGGUCUGGGAUUGUCGUUCUGGGAAGUGGGCGUGGCCAAAUCAGAAACAAUGAAAUUUACCAGAACAAGGAGGCUGGACUUUACAUACUGUACAGGGGAAACCCUACUGUCAGCAAGAAUCAGAUAUUUAGUGGGAAGGCUGCAGGGGUUGCUGUAAAUGAAGGAGGCAAGGGGUAUAUAUGUGACAACAUAAUACGUGAGAAUCAGUGGGGCGGGGUAGAUAUACGACACGGAGGGGACCCAGUGAUUACACAGAACAUCAUCUGUAACGGAAUGUCUGACGGAAUAGUCAUCGGAGAUAAGGGGCGGGGCAGCAUAGAAAACAACAUCAUAACAGGAAAUGCUGGGUGUGGAGUGUGGAUUACAGCAGCAUCACAGCCACUUAUCCAUGGCAACCAGAUCAACAAUAAUUUAGACACGGGGGUUACUUUUGUAAACAAAACGGAUGAGGCCCAUGAAGACCCCAUGUCCUCCAUGGACCGUAGUGAUGUACCUAGUCAGAAGAGUUCUGAUUUCUGGCAGUUUAUGAAUGAUGAACAGCCACAUCACAGGAGAUCCUGUACCAAAGCAACAGUAGAAUACAAUAGUAUCUACCACAACAACGGUCGUGGAGUGUUUUUGAUGUUUGGGGAUGAAGUUGAUGUCAAAUGUAAUGCUGUACAUGGUAACCGUGGUGAUGGCAUCCAUAUUGACCAGGAGUUUCCUGUGUUGGUGAAGGACAAUAGUGUCACCUGUAAUGCAGGAAAUGGACUGAUAACGUCUAAUGUAGGGGAGGUGAGUGUGACAGGAAAUGGAAUUUUUGACAACAGGGAUCAUGGGAUAUUUGUAAAGAAUGAGGCUGUGUUAGAGGAGAAUGACAUCAUAGGGAAUCAGAGGAGUGCACUGCAGCUAGAGAGAAAUACCAAAGUACUGGUAGAACAGAACCGUCUACAGUCCCUGUCAGAUCGUGCCAUCACCAUCAUCUCAGUCCAGGACGGCACUGUAAACAAUAACCAAGUGUACAGCGUCAAUCCUGACCCAGUCCUGAAAACUACCGACUCCAAAUGUCAACUCAAAGACAACAAAAUCAUCCAUAUUGACACCACAUCUGGUGAAAAUGGAACCAAAGCAAGCAAGGAUUUAUGGAUGUUAAAAGACCCCCCAGCCAGACCUCACAUUGAAGCCCCGCCCACCAUUCCGACCUUACCAGCCAAUCAAGUGACCUCUGUUACUAGGGUUACAGUGCCAUCUGCCCACAACUGUGAGGAAGGGAGCAAACUCUGUAUUAUUCUCUAAUCUUCAAAUUUAAACAGUGACAACAUCUAAUGUUUUUCACAUGCAAAUGGUAUAUUUUUGUCAUCUUAUUAAAGUACAUGUACUAGAUAUACAUGUAUGUCAUGAACAAUUCUGUAUGAUCAGCUGUAAUCAGUUACAGUUGUUUCCACCUGUGGCAUCAGCUGACAUAUUUAAUGACAUAUAUACACAUGGUACAUACUCAUUUUAUUUGCUAUACAGUGCCCU
Saccostrea echinata is the source of this 3756-nucleotide messenger RNA. Its product is annotated as F-box only protein 10-like. The record is from RefSeq and is a predicted model, not a curated record. Bases 1 to 3531 code for a protein of 1176 amino acids. Gene Ontology annotation, biological process: ubiquitin-dependent protein catabolic process; regulation of apoptotic process; protein ubiquitination. Lineage: Eukaryota; Metazoa; Mollusca; Bivalvia; Ostreida; Ostreidae. The transcript has 15 exons. Gene Ontology annotation, molecular function: protein binding.